Pogona vitticeps (central bearded dragon) is the source of this 1179-nucleotide messenger RNA. RefSeq names its product mitochondrial translational initiation factor 3 (gene MTIF3). Gene Ontology annotation, cellular component: mitochondrion. Lineage: Eukaryota; Metazoa; Chordata; Lepidosauria; Squamata; Agamidae. Gene Ontology annotation, biological process: ribosome disassembly; mitochondrial translational initiation. Gene Ontology annotation, molecular function: translation initiation factor activity; ribosome binding. The record is from RefSeq and is a predicted model, not a curated record.
UCCUGUCCGUGAGGCCGCUGUUUUUCUUCUUCCCCUGCGCGGAAGAGGGGCUGCUGUUCGGGCAGGAGAGGCAGCAAGUCAUUAGAGGGGUGCAGGUUUGUGUUUCUCAACAACUGCCAGAAUCCUCCAGGCAGCACAGACCAUAUUCUUCCCAGACUGAAGGAAAAGAGGCAUGUCCCACAACAGAGUUCAUCCCAUCUGUUGGAAUGGCUUCCUUGUGCCUGAAGACUGGAAGGAAGGAGCUGAACUGGAUUACUCAAUAUCUUGCAAGGUUUUGGAGGCAACCACAAAAAAGGACAAUGUUUUCAAAGACUCAGGGAAUGACAGAGUUGGCUAAAAGAAGACUUCUCUAUAACCCCGUGCAGACAUUCUGUACGGCAGGAGACAGUAAGGAAAAUAUAAAAGGAAAUAAGAUAAAUUACACCUUCAAUACGAAGAUUGAAAAUGUGGGGAGAAGAAUCCCGUAUCUGCAUGUUCAACUGAUAGAUGAGAAUGGCGAGAACAUGGGAGUAAUGCACAGAGCUGAUGUGCUUCGGCUCAUGGAUGCAAGGGGGCUAAGACUUGUUCUGCUCAGAGAGAACACCAAGCCUCCAAUGUACAGGCUGAUGUCGGGGCUGCAGAUUUAUGAAGAACGCCUUCGAUUUAAAGAAAAACAGAAAGCUGGCUCCAAAAGUGGGCCUGUUCAGACCAAGGAGAUAAGGUUUUCCACAGAUAUCGCACAGCAUGAUUUAGAUAUAAAGUUAAGACAAGUUGAAAAAUGGAUUGACCACAAAUACCAUGUUAAAGUAGUAGUGAAUCAGCACAAGGCUUCCGUUGGAUCAGAAAAGAUGCUACUGUUGUUUGAUAAAAUUUUGGCUUCGAUGCCUGGAAAAGUGACUUACCUCUCUGAGCCCCACGUUAAAGAAGGAAGCAGUAAGUGUGUUUUGAGACACAUGUCAGACAAAGAAAUCCAGGAAUAUAAGAAAAUGGGCAAAAAGAAAGAUGAUCAGCAGAACAUUGAUAAAAUACAAAAAAACAAAGAUCAGCAGGAGAGUGGAAAAGACACUACUGACUGAGAUCUCUCAAGCAGUGAUUUUAUUAAAAUGGAAAAAGACUGAAUUUCCUCCAAUGUGUUUCCAGUUGUCUGUAGAGACUCCAUAAAUAUGCAAUAAUGGUAAGUUAAUGAAUCCAUUUCCACGC